AUGGCGAUUAAGCAGUUACUGACCUUGGCUCGAAGGUCACAGAUAAGUUUAUGUCUCAAUCAAGCUAUACGAUUGGCUUCAUCAGCCGUAGCUGCUGUGUCUCCGUUCACAACUCCGGUAACUUCUUCUCCCUUUCCGCUGCCGCAAGUUAUGCCUUACGACAACGCGGCGGAAGCUGUGAAAUCGAAGCUGAAGAAGCUCGAGAAUCCUGAUUUAAGAUUCCUCAGAUACGCUUCGCCGCACCCGAUACUUGCCUCGCACGACGAUCAUAUCUUGUCUUCCCCUGAGACUCGUGUCACAACUUUAGCCAAUGGUCUCCGUGGCGCCACUGAGUCUGACCUCUCGGCCAAAACCGCCACCGUCGGAGUCUGGAUUGACGCCGGAUCGCGUUUUGAGUCGGAUUCUACAAACGGUACGGCUCAUUUUCUGGAGCAUAUGCUUUUCAAAGGCACGGAGAGGCGCAGCAGGAGAGAAUUGGAGGAAGAAAUCGAGAACAUUGGAGGUCAGUUAAACGCGUAUACAUCGAGGGAACAUAUCACAUUGUACGCUAAGGUGUUGGAUUCGAAUGUGAACCAGGCGUUGGAUAUAUUAGCUGAUAUGUUUCAGAAUUCUGAGUUCAACGAAGCAAGAAUCAACCAGGAGCGAGGUAUGAUUUUGAGGGAAAUGCAGGAGGUUGAGGGACAAACGCAGGAAGUUGUGCUUGACCAUUUGCAUGCAAGUGCUUUCCAACACACAACUCUGGGAAGAACUAUCUUGGGACCUGCUGAUAAUAUCAAAUCGAUCACUAGGGAUGAUCUUCAGAACUUUAUAAAGACUCACUUCACAGCUCACAGAACUGUGAUUGCUGCUGCAGGAGCUGUCACACACGAGGAGAUUGUUGAGCAAGUGAAGAAAUUAUUUACGAAUGUUUCGUCUGAUUCAACAUCCACUUCUCAAUUGGUUGCCAAGGAACCUGCCAAUUUUACAGGCUCUGAGGUCCGUAUGAUUGAUGAUGGCCUACCCUUGGCACAAUUUGCCAUUGCGUUUGAGGGAGCAUCUUGGACAGAUCCGGAUUCUGUUGCACUUAUGGUUAUGCAAACUAUGCUGGGAUCAUGGAAUAAAAGUGUUGGUGGGGGCAAACACAUGGGCUCUGAGCUGGCCCAGAAGGUUGCGACUAAUGAAAUAGCUGAGAGCAUAAUGACUUUCAACAACAACUAUAAGGAUACUGGUCUUUUUGGCAUUUAUGCUGUUGCUAAGCCUGAUUGCUUGGAUGAUCUAGCACAUGCCAUUAUGUACGCGAUAACCAAGCUAGCUUAUAGGGUCUCAGAAGAUGAUGUGACACGGGCACGGAAUCAGCUGAAGUCUUCAUUGUUACUUAACUUAAAUGGAACUACCCCAGUUGCUGAAGAUAUAGGUCGUCAGCUGCUAACAUAUGGUCGUAGAAUCCCAACUGCCGAGUUAUUUGCAAGGAUUGACGCUGUUGAUGCCAGCACCAUUGGACAUGUUGCGAACAAAUACAUUUAUGACAAGGUUAGACAUGGCUAUCUCAGCCAUUGGUCCAAUCCAAGAAUUACCAGACUACAACUGGUUCAGACGCAGAACCUACUGGAAACGCUACGAGCCUUCCUAACUUCCCCUGAUUCUUUCACACACCUUUUUAUACUCUUUUUUUUUUUUUAAUCUCUGAAACAUAAA
Camelina sativa (false flax) is the source of this 1674-nucleotide messenger RNA. NCBI's taxonomy places the organism in Eukaryota, Viridiplantae, Streptophyta, Magnoliopsida, Brassicales, Brassicaceae. The record is from RefSeq and is a predicted model, not a curated record.